AUUACAGGCGGUCUGUUGGAACUUGCAUGAAACCAGAGAGGGUUAAAAACCGUCUGUAGGACCCAGAUUGAUUCAGAAGGUCGAUACGCAGAUCAAGUUCACAAUGCGGCUUUACGGAGUUCUGAUCCUGUUUCUCUCUUUCUCUGCAGCGUGUGGAUUGAGAUGCUACACAUGUGUAGGAGCUGAACCAAACUCCUGCACUAACAUUAUGACCUGCCCUGCGGUAACCAACCGAUGUUCUUCUGUCAAGACAGGAGACUUGGUUACCAAGACCUGCAUGCUCAGCGCAGGAUGCACUGGUCCCAUAUCGUGCUGUGAAGGAGAUUUGUGUAACAGUGCCGUACCAACUGGACCCGGUGUCACCCUGCUGCUUCUGUCUUCAGCCCUUAUGAUGCUCUUUAUUUAAGGCUCUGAAAUCAUGAUCCUGUCCUGGUUUAUUGUUUUGUCUAUUAACAGUUACGCUGAGUUGACAGCAAACAUGCAGUCAGGACAGAUAUGCAGCAUUUUUAUUCAUCAUGUAAAAGACAUAUGUCUCUUUUAAAGAUAAAACAAUAAAAAUGUAAGCAAUAAAGGAAUAAACUAAUGAACUGUUCAGUUAACAAAA
Poecilia reticulata (guppy) is the source of this 604-nucleotide messenger RNA. Lineage: Eukaryota; Metazoa; Chordata; Actinopteri; Cyprinodontiformes; Poeciliidae. The record is from RefSeq and is a predicted model, not a curated record.